This is a messenger RNA of Olea europaea var. sylvestris, 2744 nucleotides long. RefSeq lists its product as uncharacterized. Gene Ontology annotation, molecular function: sequence-specific DNA binding. Lineage: Eukaryota; Viridiplantae; Streptophyta; Magnoliopsida; Lamiales; Oleaceae. Gene Ontology annotation, biological process: DNA-templated transcription. Bases 143 to 2251 code for a protein of 702 amino acids. The transcript is spliced from 9 exons. The record is from RefSeq and is a predicted model, not a curated record.
AGUGGUAUCAAACUUUUAAUCCUUCUCAGACACCGUUAAACUCCUCGUGGCCUCCGCUCUCUUCCUCUCUCACAAGCGCACGCACUAAAUCUUCCAUUGAAUCUGUUUUGUGAAUUUGGGAGGGUUUGGUUUUAUAUAUGUAAUGCGUCAGAAGAAAUCAGAAGUUCAGAUCGGAACAGAAAGCAGUGGCAUCUCUUCCGAUUUCAACCCUAUCCCACUGCCCCCUUCUUCCCUUACACAAAAACAUCCACAUCUUUUCCAAAAUUUUCACCCAAAUACUCACCAUCCUUCAAAUUCGUCGUCUUACGUGAAUAAUAGUACCCUUCAGAUCCUUAUCAAUGAUGAAAAUCGACUGAAGGGUCAAAAUGAUCGGUUUCCCCUCAAACCCUCACCUUUGAAGAGACCUAAUGUUCAACAAAUUUCAAGUUCGCUUACCAAGACUCCGACUUUGUCAAAUGCCCUUCACAGAUAUGGGAUAUCUGGACCACACCCACCUUCGAAAUUUAAUCUUCUUUACACGAGGUCUCAGAAAUUCUUGACCCACUUCCACCACCAUGUUCGUUACCUACGCGGUCGUAUGCGCCUCCAUCUCCGCCUCAUACUACUCCUCAGUCUUCCCUUCUUUUACUUCCUUGUCUCCCACCCUUCCAGCUCCUUUAUUCUUGAUUUCCUCUCCGCCUUUGCCUUCUCUGCUGCGCUCUUGUUUUCGCUCAAUUUGGCCAUUCCAAGACUCCCCACGAUAUGGUUGUGCCUUGCCAGGUCGUUGCCAGUUAAAAUUCGUGCUAAAAAACAAGUGAACUGGCCACAAUUACCGGUGUUAUGGUCAAUUGGGUCUUCACUCAAGGCGGAUAAGAAGGCAAUUUCAGGGUCUUAUGUACAGGCAUUCAACAACGGGGAUGUGUAUGAGGGCGAAUAUCAUAAGGGGAAGUGUAGUGGGAGUGGGGUGUAUUACUAUUACAUGAGUGGGAGAUAUGAAGGAGAUUGGGUGGAUGGUAAGUAUGAUGGAUAUGGAGUUGAGACAUGGGCGAGGGGUAGCCGGUAUAGAGGGCAGUACAGACAAGGGCUUAGGCAUGGCUUUGGGGUGUACAGGUUUUAUACAGGAGAUGUCUAUGCUGGGGAGUGGUCUAGUGGGCAGAGCCAUGGGUGUGGUAUUCAUACUUGUGAAGAUGGGAGCCGUUAUGUGGGGGAAUUUAAGUGGGGCGUUAAACAUGGUCUUGGACACUACCAUUACAGGUACUUCAAGUUGUAUGUAUUUGUGAUCUGUCAUGUCUGGCGUGUUUUGUUCAGACAAGAUGAUGCUUAUGAUUUAGAUCAUCUUCUUCUAAAUCAGUUAGAGCCCUUGACCGAGCAACAGUUAAUGUCAAUAAACAACUUACAACAGUCAUCUCAACAGGCUGAAGACGCCUUGUCACAGGGAAUGGAAGCAUUGCAGCAGUCUUUGGCCGAAACAUUGGCCGCCUCACUCGGCCCAUCAACAGGAAAUGUUGCCAACUACAUGGGUCAAAUGGCAAUGGCUAUGGGAAAGUUGGGAACUCUGGAAGGCUUCAUUCGUCAGGUUAUCUUUUUGCUCUUUGUACCUUUUGUUUUCUGUUAUCAAUCCUAUCCCCUAGCCAGCACCCGUCUCUUUGUUCAUUUUAUUUCUGCAUAUCCCAAGAAGAAGGCUGACAAUUUGCGGCAACAGACUUUGCAACGAAUGCAUAGUAUAUUGACAACUCGGCAAUCAGCUCGUGCUCUACUUGCCAUCAACGAUUACUUCUCUCGGCUUCGAGCACUUAGCUCUCUUUGGCUUGCUCGUCCCCGUGAUUACUUGAAUCGAAUCCAUCAGUUAAGUAGUUACUUUGAUAGAUAUACAGCAGCAAACUGGAAACGUUUUCCCAAAGGGUCCCUAGAAUCAGAAUUGACUCGGUAUAACUCUGAGAUGGAGAAGGUGCAGAGCGAGUUGAUUAAGAUGAGUGAGAGGGUUGUGCAUUUGGAACUGGAAAGGAGUGUUGUGUCUGUGGUGACGGUUCUGUUGCCAUUGUUGAGGGUUGGUGGUGGUUGCGACGAUGAUGGCCGGUCACUGCCGCUGGAAAUGGGCUUUGUGAUGAGUUCUUUGUUUAAUUAUCAGGAAGCAAGACGAGCAGCAGAGAAAGCUUAUGAUGUGGCGAAGGUGGAUGAAAGAGUGAACAGGGCUGUAGCAGCGGCUAACAGGGCAGCUCAUGCAGCUAGAGUAGCAGCAGUGAAUGCUGUCCAAAAGCAAAUGCAUAAUUGAAGAGACGAGAUUCCAAUUUUCCUGGUAAAUGAAUCUGCAACUAACUAAAUAGUCAGUUCAAAAAUGGACUUCAGCACAAAAUAUCGUUGCAGGAGGUUCAACUGGUAGUGAUAUUCAUGGGUCAUCUUAUUGUUUUGACCUCUAUUCUUACUUUGUUCUUUCGAAAUACAAUUUAGUUUCUUGGUGGAAGCUGAAUUUUGAAUCAGCUCAUGUUCUUUGCUGACAUGAUCGUGUCGACCAGGUUAGAGAGAGAGAGAGAGAGGUCUCUAUGUUGCUUGUGUUUUUCAUUUUGUUUUUGUAAAGUUGAGGUGGGUAUAAAAUGAAAGGCUGGUGCCCAGGGAAACCCCUAAUUUAUCCGGCCUUGUAUGUGAAUAACUGCUACGAUAUUCAAUAGAAAUGUAAUAUUCUCAAGUAUAGAAUGUAUAGUUAUUAAUUUUCCUCUUUUCCUUGGACUGAAGUUCAAGAAUGUAGUCUUCCAUUGCAUGACAGUGAA